UGUCACUUGGUCGUGGCUUGCUCUUUCAGUCAUUCUCACUCUCGUUCGCUUUGCCACACAUAUGUUUCAGUCUAGCCGGUGUAAUGUGUGAGCGUAAAAGCUUUGAAGGACAAUUUGUGCCUGUACGGAACAGGUUGAUGGACCCACAAUGUGUGUGAGACAUGACCAACAAGGCCCCCUGGGAUAACUCGAGCAGUACGUACAGCAUGGAGCCAACAGCUGGCUGCUCCCCCACAGUUCCAGAGCCAGAGCUCUACCGCAGUGUUCAGGCUGUGCUGCCCAGAGACACAGAUAUGCAGCAGCCACCAGACUAUGCCAACAAAGGAAUGCUGAGAUGGACACUUCACAAAAAGGUUCAAAACAAUCCUGUCAACAGCCUGUCUCUGAUGUGGGUACUGAUUAAAGAGCUGGAAAAGGCUGAGCGAUGGGACUCUCGCAGAUUCAUCAUCCCUUUGCUUCACACACUGAUGUAUACCAUCUUUCAGACAGCCUACAUUCCAGAUGAACUGUACAAGCGGGUGUACGACUUUUGCAAGAGACUACUGACCUACCCUCAUCCGUACUGCACUGUAGGCCUCAGCUACACAAGACAAAUAAAAACUGAACGCUUCAUUCCAGGUCUGAUGUAUCAGAGGAUGGUCACAGCUGAGCAGAGGCUAAAAAAUGAGCACUAUCCCUUCCAGGAGAGGGUUUUUGUUUUGGCUGACCCAGAGGUCUUCUGUGGUUCCUUGAUGCAUGUCCUGGUGAAUGAUUUUGAGGCGUCUGCUUCAGCUUCAAGUGGAUUUCUAAAUCCAUCAGAUCACAUGCGCAGUGUGAUCCAACACUCCAUACAGGCAGCUUUAGGAGCAGAUCAGUGCCACGGGCCAAAACUGGCUCAAGCCCUGAAGGACUUGGGUGAAGACAUUGAGCCGCACUUUCAGGAAGUGCUGGCGAUUCUCGAGCAGAGCGUGGAGGAGGGCGGCAGAGCGGAGAGGGGAGCGCUGAAGAGCCGUCUUCACCGACUGUACAGCGACAUUGUUAGUGGCACACACUCAGAGCCAUUGUCUGGCGCACCACUGUGUGACUGCCCUCUUCCUAACCCAGAGAUGAGCUUCCACCUGUGGACAGAGGAUCUGGAUAUAUGGCGUGAGCUGGCCCAGUGGUUCCGAUCCAGAUCCAUGUCAGAGAAUUUCUCUGUCAGCCAGGAGCAGGAGGACUUUGAGCUGGAAGAACUGCUUAGCGACCUCGACAUGACUCGCUUCUCCAUUAUGUCCAGCGACAGCGGCAUUGAAAGGGACCUGCCCCCCGGUGCUGAUUCACUGCCAUCAUCAUCCCCUGACACCACAAGCAUGAGUGAAUCAUGGGAACAAUGCAAAAUUGAGCAAGACUCCAUGAAGCUCUCACGGCGUAGAGCCAUCAAGAUGAAACCAAAUGUGAAGGACAGUAUGGUGCUGAUGCAGGACACGAUGGGUGACCAAGCAAGCCUCAGAGUAGGAGGGGAAAGUGGAAGAAGAAAAGGGGCCACUCUACAGAGGCACGCUGGAAACACUGCAAUGCAUAAUCCUUUUCCUAAGCAACAGAGACACUUUACUGCCAGGAUAGUCGCCAUGGGGGAUGACAGGAUACUGGGCCGCCUGGCCAAUGCCUACUACUUACUGAGGAAAAGGGAAGCACGAAGGCUUUUUCUUACAAUGAAAGUCAACCUCCAGUUUUACUACAUCCCUGUUUUCACGGAUCCAACUCCUGUCUCUUCAGUCAAGGAAAACUUCCAUCCUUCCCGUGGGGAUCCCUGUGCUCUUGGUUCCUAUUUGAGCAAUGUGGACCCAUGGUACAACUGUAACAUCAAGAGUUUGGGCUGCAUGAUUCCCAAGCUGGCUAAGAUGCUGAAAGAAAACCCUGGAAGGCCAAAAGAUCCCUUCAUCUCUGAUGUCAUUUCCUACUACGUCCGUAGCGGCCAGCAGCCUGUCCACUUUACCAUCUACUCUGUUAAGAUCACAUUCCCACAAGUGACCAGAAAGGACCCUGAGGAAACUGUGUUCCUUACCCAUGUGGAUGUGGACUAUCCUGAAUUCAGACAUAUCUCAGCAUCAGUUAAAGAUAAACAGAAGAAGAGUUCAGGGGAGGUGUGCGGCGCUGUUGUGUCUAUGACUUACACAAAGGUGACAUUAAGCGGCCGAGACAUUGAAAAAGGAAUGUCACUCAGGACGACGGGUGCUCAAAUCAGCGCCAUUCCAUCCAGCGAAGCAGAAGACCUGAACUGUUUGACACUGACAUUAAACGAAUCUCAAACAAAAACGAAAAACAACGUCGUGGAGUCAAAGAUUCGAACCAGCAAGAUCAAGAUUCGCUCAUUGGAGAGUCGUACUUUCACUGUUACACUGGACAGAGAUUGUCGCAGAACCUACAAAAAUGUGCAGAGCAUCGAGAUCACCCCUUGCCUGGAUCCCGGAUACUGUGUGCAGAAAACCAGGUCCAAAUAUAAGCUGGGAGACGACAGAGAUGCUGGACUUAGCAAAUACAUGUGCAAAGGACUUCCUCUACCGAUCAACACAUUUGCUGGCAUCAUCAACUGAGACACUUGAUAGCAGGAAUGGAAGGACAUCGUCUUGGUCAUUAAAACAGGAGUCUGAUCUGACACACCUUUGACCUAUAAAGAGCUGCUUCUGAAACCAAAACGUUCCAUUUCUGUGGGUCGGGACUGACGUAUUAGCAAAAAGACUAAAUGUACACACACACUCGUAUCACUAGUACUAGUAUUGAUGGAAAAACCUGUGGGCUGCCUUAACAGUGACAAGAACACAUUUUUUUAACGCUGCAGUCUAUAAUUGAACUUCAGCGGUGUUGCCUGCUGUGCAAACCGUACGACAGGCAGUCACCAUAUGAAAACUGGAAAAAUGCCAAAGGUCAACGCAGCCUUUGAACCUGGACAGACCAACAGGGAAAAUCAAGCAAGCAAAGGUAUUAACCUCCACACAUAGAAGACUACAGGACUGCUGACAUUUGGAUCGGUAAUCAUGUGACAUUAAAAUAUAAAUCUGGUAAAUUCACUUUACUACAAAGUGAAUCAGUUCUGAAGGGUUGAUUGUAACAGUUACUCUACUUCAUAGACACACUACUUUUUACCUCCCUCUUCGGCUAACACCCACAGAGUACACACACCAAUAAAAAGCAGAUACAUAGCCUCACUUGACCUGUCAGCUAUUGAAACAUGAAAUACUGGUACGAUGACGGCUGACAAACAUUGUUGCUUUUGUUUCAGGUGUACCAAUCAAAUAACUUGUUAUUCCUGUCCCUGUUACAUAAAGUAAGCUGAUAUGAAAUUGUAAAAUGAUUGACAGUCACCUUGGAGUUAGUCUUCGGCAACUACCCUAUGCACCACGUAGCAAUUAGAACUGCGUGCAAUUAUCGGAUGCGAUAAUGCACAGAGCGACAGAAAGUAGCUGUUAGACUGUCUUUGGAGCUGCCAGCUACCAACCAGAGGUGCAAGUUUCUGUGUUGCGUGAUUUCUAAUUUACAAGAGAAACAGCUAAGCUAGGGGGCACUCGAAACCAAAAGUUGUACACAUCAGGAAAUGUCUCAAAUGUGUCAGCUUUGAGGUGUGAAAGUGGCCUCUGAUUCCCAUCCGCUCACCACGUUGUGUUAGAUGAUGCACCAGUGUGUUAAAGUGGAUCUGUUUGCACUAAAACACAUAUUGUUGUUUAGAAUUUCAGCUUCGUGUAAAACAUGUGAUAUGACUUAUGGCUACAUGUGUAUUAGUGUUUUUACUGUAUGUGUCAUAAUUAUGGAAACAUCCCCUUGAUUUGUAGUCAUGUGAUACUCUGUAAGUCAUAGAGGUCUGCUCAAGAUCUGACGCAACUAUCGAGUCAGUUGCUUUUGAUGGAAAAAGUCUUGCUUUUACACAUCUACGGUAUGUUACCCAUCUAACAACAGAUUACUUUAAUGAGUCUCUUCAGGUGUGAGAAUCAGGAACAGGAAGGGACAUUUUAAUCAGGUGCAUGACAUCAUGUGAGUGUGUGUUUCUGUGAGUGUUUUGGCCUGCCGGGGUGAAAUCAUGAGUUUGGAAUUCAUGAUGUAUUUUGCACAUUUAUUUUCUUUUGCGUCAUAUAUGAAGGAUGCCGUUCUAAAUCAAAAUCUAAUUGUGUAAAUAAAUUAUUUUGUUUUGUACAA
Acanthochromis polyacanthus (spiny chromis) is the source of this 4146-nucleotide messenger RNA. Its product is annotated as phosphoinositide 3-kinase regulatory subunit 6. The coding region runs from base 162 to 2552 and encodes 796 amino acids. The record is from RefSeq and is a predicted model, not a curated record. NCBI's taxonomy places the organism in Eukaryota, Metazoa, Chordata, Actinopteri, Pomacentridae. The transcript is spliced from 21 exons. Gene Ontology annotation, biological process: positive regulation of MAP kinase activity; G protein-coupled receptor signaling pathway. Gene Ontology annotation, cellular component: phosphatidylinositol 3-kinase complex, class IB. Gene Ontology annotation, molecular function: 1-phosphatidylinositol-3-kinase regulator activity.